GUUUCGCUGUGGAAUUUACUCCCAUUUUGGCUUCUGGGUAUAGCUUAAGUUUCAGCUUUUUUCUGUAGUUUAUACUUUCUUUUUGGAUUAAAACUUUGUGGGGGGUGGUGGGGUUUGAAAUUUUGAUCAUAAGAAGAAGACUUUUCAGAACAAUGAACUUGAUGUUCAACGGGUGCAUUCUCUGGAGGUUGCACUCAAUUCUUUACAACAAAUCUAGUGUCGAUAAAAGCUUCUAUUUUUGGAUUUUCCAGAUCUUUAAUAGGUACACUUCAGGGACUUAGCGAGUGACUUUGAUACACACAGCCCUCCUUCUGCUUUUGCUCUGUUUUGUUCUGUUGUUUUCUCUGGUUUUUUGUCUUUAGUUUCUUUAUAUAUAGAGUGUUGUGAGGUAGUAAACAGAUUUGGACUGGAGAGUGUAAAAAUGGCAUCUUUGCCACCUGGUUUUCGGUUCCAUCCAACUGAUGAGGAAUUGGUGGGAUAUUACCUCAAAAGAAAAGUAGAGGGGCUUGAAAUUGAGCUUGAAGUCAUCCCUGUGGUCCACUUGUACAAGUUUGAUCCUUGGGAGUUGCCAGAUAAGUCAUUCCUUCCAAAACGAGAUAUGGAAUGGUUCUUCUUCUGUCCAAGGGAUCGAAAAUACCCGAAUGGCUCAAGAACAAACAGAGCCACCAAAGCUGGCUACUGGAAAGCCACUGGAAAAGACCGGAAGGUUGUUUGCCAAUCUUCUUCUGCAACAGGGUACCGAAAGACCCUUGUUUUCUAUCGCGGACGCGCGCCUUUAGGGGACCGGACAGAUUGGGUAAUGCAUGAGUAUCGACUCUGUGAUGAUCUUUCUCAUGGAUCACCAAAUUUUCAGGGAGCUUUUGCUUUGUGCCGUGUUGUUAAAAAGAAUGAGAAUGCACAGAAGACGAGUCAUGGAGAACUGAAGGGAAAGAGAGUUGGAAGCAGUUCAAGCAUUGAGGAUUUGACUUCCACAAGAGUUUCUAAUGAGCCCUUGAGUAUCUCCGGUGACAUUUCUUCUCAAGCAAGCUGCCUGUACAAUGAGAGUCGCUAUUCGAGCCCUAUGACUUCUCCUUAUCCUUCUGAAGUCACAACAAUACCCGAGUCUGUGCCUGCUCUGAUGGAUUCAAAUCCUGCAAAUCUCUGGGUCUCGCCUGAACUAAUUCUUGACUCAUCAAAGGAAUAUUCACAGGUCCGUGAAGCUGCAUCCUUUCCUCAGUAUGAGUUUCCAAGCUCAAUGACUCCAUGGCAGUCAUAUGAGCACACGGAUUUCUCCCCAAGUUCAUCCUACUCGAAUUUCAAUGGAGAAAUUGAAUUUGCUGAAGAUCUCAGUCGAAUUGGCUGCAUGUCACCAUACUCAGGACAAGUAAAUUACCCAAGUUUUUAUGGUAAUGAAGAUAUGUCCUAUGACGGUUAUGAUCAAACCAGUUUGAUAAAUUAUUCAAGCCUCUUCUAGAAAUAGAAGAGAAGAUCAUUCUAGCUUCUUCUUUCUCCAAUGCCGGGUUCAAGCAAGCAAGUAAAGCUGGGAAUUUUAUUGUGGUCUCUGGUUUUAGUACAACAAUUUGGUGAUUGUGAUUGAGGGGGUCUUGUAUUAGGAUUGGUCAGCUGGUGUAACUUGCAUCUCAAGGGGUCUCCAAGACAACGCCUUUUUUAAUGUUAGAUCUUGGAGAGGAAAAUAAUGAGUAAAUCCCCUUUUUCUAUGUCAAGUUCAGGUUUAAUUUUUUUGUCAAAAGUCCUGGUUAAAUGGUUUAUGCUUACUGUAUUAAGUUGGAUUAAUAGUCGAGGGUUGGGUCGGUCUGGUUUCAUGUUUCGGUUUAGUAAAAGAACCCCCAGGUGGUCACUUUUAUCGAUUUCACCUGGAGAUGGAAUGCUGGAUGAGUCACGGUUUGUCCUAUCUCUAUCAUCAUAGAAAUAAGCUUCUUGCAGCAUAUUGUAUGUUACCUUCUGAUAUAUGUUAUUAAGGUUUGUCAUCUAUAUAUAU
Molecule: messenger RNA, 1978 nt
Organism: Pistacia vera
Lineage: Eukaryota; Viridiplantae; Streptophyta; Magnoliopsida; Sapindales; Anacardiaceae
Product: NAC domain-containing protein 71-like
Exons: 4
Coding region: 422-1453 (343 amino acids)
Biological process (GO): regulation of DNA-templated transcription
Molecular function (GO): DNA binding
Source: RefSeq, a predicted model, not a curated record